Molecule: messenger RNA, 1011 nt
Organism: Stegastes partitus (bicolor damselfish)
Lineage: Eukaryota; Metazoa; Chordata; Actinopteri; Pomacentridae
Product: interleukin-12 subunit alpha-like
Exons: 7
Coding region: 48-662 (204 amino acids)
Biological process (GO): immune response
Cellular component (GO): extracellular region
Molecular function (GO): growth factor activity; interleukin-12 receptor binding
Source: RefSeq, a predicted model, not a curated record
AGCUGCCAAUACCAGACGUGAUCCAAGAUCUCCAUCUGAUCAGAAACAUGACAAACUUCCAUUUCUACUUCGCCAGCUGUGCGCUGCUGCUGAUCCUGAGCACAUCCACGGGACUCCCGAUGCGCAAUCUGAGCCCGGAAAAUGACGCGCAAUGCCCACUGCUCUUCAAGGGCCUGCUGCUGGACAUCAAAAACGCUCUCAAGAGUGAGGAUUGGUGUUCCCCCAUCAUGUCUGACACAGUGGCGAUAAGGAGCAAAGCAGAGACUGUGUUGGCCUGCGCACCCAUUCUGGCUCAGAACUUUAGUUGUAUUGGCCAAAGAAAGUCAUCCUUCGAUGAGCUUGAAUGUCUGAGGAACAUCAUGAAGGACUUGGCCUACUAUGAUGCUCUUAUUCAAUCGUACCUCAAGUCCACCAUCAGGGAUCCUAAGGAAGAGGCUAAACUUUUGAGCCCAACUCUGGAGACAAUAAAAAGUCUGAGAGAGAAGUGCUCCCUGAAGGUGGAUGAAGAUGACGACUCCUCAGAGGAGGAUGCUGCCCAGAUGUGGGUCGAUAAUUCCUUCAACAACCGGCUAGAGAUGUGCAAGAUGAUGAGGGGCUUCUACGUCCGAACCAUCACCAUCAACCGAGCUAUGGGCUACAUCUCCUCAGGUGACCACAAGUGAAGAUCCUGCAGCCUCCUCAACAUCACCAUCACUCCAAUCAACAUCACAAUAUCUCUACUCAUUUAAUUUAUCACAACUAAACAAGCUGUCCCGAUCGUUCACUACCAUCGCUUACAACUACUGACCAAAUAGUGCUUUACAUAGAACUACUGCUCAGUCAUAAGCUAUCUGGCAAUCCUUCAGCUUCUUCACUCAGUGAGAGCUGACGGAAAGUCAAACUGUUGCUAAGGUUAGCAGACGAGGCCAUGUUGGCCAAUGAAUGUAUUCGAUAUUUGGGUAAAUGUAUUUAUUUAUUUAAGAUCUAUUUAUUGCAUUUAUUUAUUUAAUAUUUGAUGGCCAGCGGUGUUAU